Molecule: messenger RNA, 3948 nt
Organism: Sorghum bicolor (sorghum)
Lineage: Eukaryota; Viridiplantae; Streptophyta; Magnoliopsida; Poales; Poaceae
Product: probable LRR receptor-like serine/threonine-protein kinase At1g34110
Exons: 2
Coding region: 429-3659 (1076 amino acids)
Biological process (GO): protein phosphorylation
Cellular component (GO): plasma membrane
Molecular function (GO): protein binding; protein kinase activity; ATP binding
Source: RefSeq, a predicted model, not a curated record
GCCCGGGGUUUAACGCUGCCCAAAUCAAGGGUUUAAGCAACCAAUUUGUACUCCUCCAUAAUCCCAUCCAUCUCCUUGCUGGCCAGGCGGCGUAACUGAAGUGAGGAGGAAGACGGAGCUGGAGAGAAACGCCAGUCACGGCCUCCUCCAUAUGCUUGUUGGGUGCGGCACAAGCAACUACGGCAGCUGCUGAACCUGAAAGCGAGCGAGCGACCGAGCCAACCUCGCCACAUGCCUCGCCGACCAUCGCGUCCUGCUUCUCCUUGCUCUUGCUCUUCCCAGUAGCAAGCGACCGAGCGCAUCGCAUGCCGUGACCUCGCCGUGCCGGGCGGCCACGCUCUCGGUUGGAGGGAAAAAGUAAGUCGUUGCCUUUUUCCCGGUUCCCGCGGCGGGUCCUUCUUGAUCGAGAGGCGGUUUCGUCGAUAAUAAUGGCGCACCACCGCCGCCGGGCGCGGCUCUUCUCCGUGGUCGCCGCCGCCGCCGCGCUUCUGGUGCUGUCUGUCGGGACGGCCGCGGCGCUGUCGCCGGACGGCAAGGCGCUGCUGUCGCUGCUCCCCGGCGCGGCGCCGUCGCCCGUGCUUCCGUCGUGGGACCCCAAGGCCGCGACGCCGUGCUCGUGGCAGGGGGUCACGUGCUCGCCGCAGAGCCGGGUGGUGUCGCUCUCGCUGCCCAACACCUUCCUCAACCUGUCCUCGCUGCCGCCGCCGCUCGCCACGCUCUCCUCGCUGCAGCUGCUCAACCUCUCCACCUGCAACAUCUCCGGGACCGUCCCGCCCUCGUACGCCUCGCUCUCCGCGCUGCGCGUCCUGGACCUGUCCUCCAACGCGCUCACGGGCGACAUCCCCGACGAGCUCGGCGCGCUCUCGGGGCUCCAGUUCCUGCUCCUCAACUCCAACCGCCUCACCGGCGGCAUCCCUCGCUCGCUCGCCAACCUCUCCGCGCUCCAGGUGCUCUGCGUCCAGGACAACCUCCUCAACGGCACCAUCCCGGCGUCGCUCGGCGCGCUCGCCGCGCUCCAGCAGUUCCGCGUCGGCGGCAACCCGGAGCUGUCGGGACCCAUCCCGGCCUCGCUCGGCGCGCUCUCCAACCUCACCGUCUUCGGCGCCGCCGCCACCGCGCUGUCCGGCCCCAUCCCCGAGGAGUUGGGCAGCCUCGUCAACCUCCAGACGCUGGCAUUGUACGACACCAGCGUGUCCGGCUCCAUACCCGCCGCGCUCGGCGGCUGCGUCGAGCUGCGCAACCUCUACCUCCACAUGAACAAGCUGACCGGCCCGAUACCGCCGGAGCUCGGGCGGCUGCAGAAGCUCACCAGUCUGCUCCUCUGGGGCAACGCCCUCUCCGGGAAGAUCCCGCCGGAGCUGUCCAGCUGCUCCGCAUUGGUGGUGCUCGACCUGUCGGGCAACCGGCUUACCGGCGAGGUGCCUGGGGCGCUCGGGCGGCUCGGCGCGCUCGAGCAGCUGCACCUGUCAGACAACCAGCUCACGGGGCGCAUACCGCCGGAGCUCAGCAACCUGAGCAGCCUCACCGCGCUGCAGCUCGACAAGAACGGCUUCUCGGGCGCGAUCCCGCCGCAGCUGGGAGAGCUCAAGGCGCUGCAGGUGCUGUUCCUCUGGGGCAACGCGCUGUCUGGCGCGAUCCCGCCGUCGCUGGGCAACUGCACCGAGCUGUACGCGCUGGACCUGUCAAAGAACCGCUUCUCCGGCGGCAUCCCCGACGAGGUGUUCGCGCUGCAGAAGCUCAGCAAGCUGCUCCUCCUGGGCAACGAGCUCUCCGGCCCGCUCCCCCCGAGCGUCGCCAACUGCGUAUCAUUGGUGCGCCUCCGGCUCGGCGAGAACCAGCUCGUCGGCGAGAUACCCAGAGAGAUCGGCAAGCUGCAGAACCUGGUGUUCCUGGACCUGUACUCAAACAGGUUCACCGGCUCGCUGCCCGCCGAGCUCGCCAACAUCACGGUGCUGGAGCUGCUGGACGUGCACAACAACAGCUUCACCGGUGGCAUCCCGCCGCAGUUCGGGGAGCUCAUGAACCUGGAGCAGCUCGACCUGAGCAUGAACAAGCUCACCGGCGAGAUACCGGCGAGCUUUGGCAACUUCAGCUACCUUAACAAGCUGAUCCUCAGCGGCAACAAUCUGUCCGGGCCAUUGCCCAAGUCGAUUCGGAACCUGCAGAAGCUGACAAUGCUGGACCUGAGCAACAACAGCUUCUCCGGCCCAAUACCGCCGGAGAUCGGCGCGCUGUCGAGCCUGGGCAUAAGCCUGGACCUGAGCUCGAACAGGUUCGUCGGCGAGCUGCCGGACGAAAUGUCCGGUUUGACGCAGCUGCAGUCACUCAACCUCGCGAGCAAUGGCCUCUACGGCAGCAUCUCGGUCCUGGGUGAGCUCACCAGCCUGACAUCCCUUAACAUCUCGUACAACAACUUCUCUGGCGCCAUCCCAGUGACGCCGUUCUUCAGGACAUUGUCGUCCAACUCUUAUCUUGGCAAUGCCAACCUCUGUGAGUCCUACGAUGGCCACUCCUGUGCAGCGGACAUGGUUCGCAGGUCCGCCCUGAAGACGGUCAAGACGGUGAUCCUCGUCUGUGGCGUUCUGGGGUCAAUCGCGCUGCUGCUUGUUGUGGUUUGGAUUCUGAUCAACAGGAGCAGGAAGCUGGCCAGCCAGAAGGCCAUGAGCUUGUCAGGUGCUGGCGGCGAUGAUUUCUCCAACCCCUGGACGUUUACGCCGUUCCAGAAGCUCAACUUCAGCAUUGACAACAUCUUGGCAUGCCUAAGGGAUGAGAACGUGAUCGGCAAAGGUUGCUCCGGGGUGGUGUACAGAGCUGAGAUGCCGAACGGGGACAUCAUCGCAGUGAAGAAGCUCUGGAAGGCCGGCAAGGAUGAGCCGAUCGAUGCCUUUGCGGCUGAGAUUCAGAUUUUGGGGCACAUCAGGCACCGGAACAUUGUGAAGCUACUUGGGUACUGCUCUAACAGGUCUGUCAAGCUCCUGCUUUACAACUACAUCCCCAAUGGCAACCUGCUGCAGCUCCUGAAGGAGAACAGGAGUCUGGACUGGGACACGAGGUACAAGAUUGCCGUUGGAACAGCGCAGGGGCUGGCUUACCUGCACCACGACUGCGUUCCGGCGAUACUCCACAGGGAUGUCAAGUGCAAUAACAUACUGCUCGAUUCCAAGUAUGAGGCCUACCUGGCUGAUUUUGGGCUGGCCAAGCUGAUGAACUCCCCCAAUUAUCAUCACGCCAUGUCACGCAUUGCCGGUUCUUAUGGAUACAUUGCUCCAGAGUACGCGUACACGAGCAACAUCACGGAGAAGAGCGACGUGUACAGCUACGGCGUGGUGCUGCUGGAGAUCCUGAGCGGGCGGAGCGCGAUCGAGCCGGUGGUGGGCGAGACCAGCCUGCACAUCGUGGAGUGGGCCAAGAAGAAGAUGGGCAGCUACGAGCCGGCGGUGAACAUCCUGGACCCGAAGCUGCGGGGCAUGCCGGACCAGCUGGUGCAGGAGAUGCUGCAGACGCUGGGCGUGGCCAUCUUCUGCGUGAACGCGGCGCCGGCGGAGCGGCCGACGAUGAAGGAGGUGGUGGCGCUGCUCAAGGAGGUGAAGACCCCGCCGGAGGAGUGGGCCAAGACCUCGCAGCAGCCGCUCAUCAAGCCCGGCAGCCAGCAAGGGUGACCGUACCGAACCUGACGGCAUUGGGGACCGGUUUCUCUGAUUUCGCAUCGUUGGUGGAGCAAGAGGCUCGAGAAUUCGUUGUAGGGGGGGCGCAGAUUGCAGCAGCAGGUAGAAGAAAAAAAAGAAGGGAAGCGGAGUAGGUUUUUGAUAAUUCUGGGUCAGGGGCUAGCUUAGCUUUGGUUAGGCGAUUCUUGUACAGUUUCAGGAUGGUCUUGUAGCCCGUUUUAGGGGAACUUGAUGGAUGAAAAAUUUUCUUGCAAUACAUUAGCCGUGUUUUCGCUUUGCAUCA